AUGCCAGAACAAAUCACGCAAGCCCAAGCACCGUCUGUGUUUUGGGAUGUGGGAAUGGACUUGUUGAACUACCCUACACAUGGUCCCACCGAAGGAAUCACUGGUGAAGGGGUUGAGAAUACUAUGCGUUUUUGGCAAGAUGUUGCAAAUGAGGGGUUUGCUUGUCCAGAAGGUUUACAUGUCAAUGACCCACCGGGAAAUCAAAACAUGGGUGUGGGUGAGCCAAACGCAGCAACGGAUGAUAAUGGCGGUGGCUCAUCAACAGGAUCGACACAUGCCCCGCUUGUGCCGACAUAUAUAGGUGAACAAGUGCGUACAAAUGAAAUGGUAGAGGAACCGAGUGCGAUUCAACUAGGGGAGUCUGCAUGCAUCCUCCCAACGAACACAGAGAAGAGGGCUGGUAAAGCAUUGGAAAAGACGCCAACAGAAUUCGCUGAAGGGAGCAAGGCUACCAUACAUGGUGGACGUGAAAAGAAGGGUGGUCAGAGGGCAGAGCAAACUUCAUCGGAAGGGAGUAGCACCGAGGGCGAGUUAGGAGAAUACGGAAACAAUGUUACUGAGGGCAUGAUGUUCAGAAACAGAGAGGCUUUCAAGCAACAUAUGGCUAUUUAUGCCAUAAGCAUGAAGUUUCAGUACAGAAGUAGGAAGUCAGAACCAGGGCUGAUGGUACUUGAAUGCUGUGGUCUGAAUUGCCCAUGGAGAGUGUAUGCAGUCAAACUUAAGGAUGCUGAUGUGUUCGAAGUUCGGAAAGUGGUAUCAGAGCAUACAUGCUCGAUAGAUGAGCGUGGCGGUUAUCAGACUCAAGCUACUUCAUCGGUUAUUGGAGAGCUAAUGCGAAACAAGUUUGGAAGCGCCGGCGGAGGACCUAAACCGCGUGAAAUAAGGCAGAUGAUGCGUGGCGACCAUGACGUCAAUAUUUCAUACUGGAAGGCAUGGCGUUCUAGGGAUGUGGCCAUUGAUAAAGCUAAAGGUACCACACAGUCAUCUUACCACCUCUUACCAGACUACCUACAAAGGCUGGUGACUGCAAAUCCGGGGACGAUAACAAAACUCUACACUGAAACAGUUGAGGGUGGUGGCGAACGUUUCAAAUAUAUGUUUGUCGCUUUUGGCGCUUCAAUCAAGGGUUAUGAGUUCAUGAGAAAAGUGGUGGUGGUUGAUGGUACUCACUUGAAAGGGAAAUAUGCAGGGUGUUUGCUGACUGCGUCUGCCCAAGAUGGCAACUACCAGAUAUUUCCUCUAGCUUUUGCAGUAGUUGACAGCGAAAACGACUCUUCAUGGGAGUGGUUUUUUGAGCAGUUGUCGGCAUUUGUUGAGCGGGAUGAUGAGUUGGUGUUUGUAUCUGAUAGGCACAUGUCUAUAUACAAAGGUCUUAGCAAGGUCUAUCCGGGAGUGGGGCAUUGUAUCUGUGUGGUUCAUUUGAAGAGAAACAUAAGGUCAAAUUUCAGAGCUCGGCACCUGGAAUAUCUCGUUGCUAAAGCAGCUAGGACCUUCAGAUUGCAGGAAUUCUAUACAACUUUUAACGAGAUUAAGACAAUGGAUCCGGCAUGUGCUGAGUACUUACUUGAUAUUGGGUUAGAGCAUUGGGCCAGAUCACAUUUCCCGGGAAAGAGAUAUAAUAUCAUGACAAGCAACCUUGCGGAAUCAUGGAAUUCUGUUUUGCGGGAAGCUAGAGAAUUUCCGGUAAUACCUUUGAUCGAUUUCAUUCGUACUAAGCUCACAGGUUGGUUUGCAACGCGAAGGGAAGCAGCCCAGAAGAAUAUGGGUUCAAUGUCGCCAAAGGUCUCCGGAAUGCUAACCAAAAGUUUUGAGCAGACAGGUGGAUACGGCGUAACUCAAAUUGGAGAGGACGAGUACGAGGUGCGCAACAAGAACGGAGGGAGCUUUCACGUUGACCUCGAUAAAAAAACAUGUAGCUGUUACGAGUUUCAGGUGCUUGCCAUUCCAUGUUCACAUGCUAUAGCUGCUGCAAUCAAGGCAAAGAUUAGCGUGGAAUCGUUAGUUUUGCCUGCAUACACUAUUGAGGGGCUGAGGUCGGCAUAUGCAGGGAGUGUAUUGCCAGUGCCUGACUACACAGGUGUGUCUGAUUUGGUUUCUGACUUUGGUGGUAUGAAACUGUGUCCUCCAGUGACAAGACGCCCACCUGGGAGGCCGAAGAAGCAGAGGUUCUUCUCCAGGGGGGAAAAAAUAAUGAAACGCACUAAGAGGAGGGCCUUGUGUAGCCGUUGCAAGGGGCUGGGACACAACAAAGCCACUUGCAAGGAAUCUAUAUAA
Molecule: messenger RNA, 2274 nt
Organism: Brassica rapa (field mustard)
Lineage: Eukaryota; Viridiplantae; Streptophyta; Magnoliopsida; Brassicales; Brassicaceae
Molecular function (GO): zinc ion binding
Source: RefSeq, a predicted model, not a curated record